Odobenus rosmarus divergens (Pacific walrus) is the source of this 3627-nucleotide messenger RNA. It is a transcript of the gene MAMDC4, whose product is annotated as MAM domain containing 4. Gene Ontology annotation, cellular component: membrane. The record is from RefSeq and is a predicted model, not a curated record. Bases 1 to 3627 code for a protein of 1208 amino acids. Lineage: Eukaryota; Metazoa; Chordata; Mammalia; Carnivora; Odobenidae. Gene Ontology annotation, biological process: nervous system development. The transcript is spliced from 29 exons. Gene Ontology annotation, molecular function: protein binding.
AUGCCUCUGCCCGGCCACCUCCUGCCGGCCUUGGUCCUGCUGCUGGCUGGGCCCCUAGGCUGGGCCUGGAUCCCCAACAACUGCAGGGUCCCCCGCGAGGCCACGUGCAACUUCGUGUGUGACUGUCCAGGCUGCUCCGAGGAGACCCAGUGUGGUUACCACAGAGCCUCGCCCGCCCUGGGCGCCCCCUUCGCCUGCGACUUCGAGCAGGACUCCUGCGGCUGGCAGGACAUCAGCACCUCAGGCUACAGCUGGCUUCGAGACCGGGCGGGAGCCGCAGUGGAGGCUCUGGGGCCGCGCUCAGACCACACUCUUGGCACGGACCUUGGCUGGUACAUGGCUGUUGGCACCCACCGUGGGAAAGAGGCCUCCACUGCAGCCGUGCGCUCCCCCGUCCUGCACAACGCAGCCCCCACCUGUGAGCUGAGGCUCUGGUACCAUGCAGCGUCUGGAGAUGUGGCUGAGCUGCGGCUAGAGCUGACACACAGGGCCGAGACCUUGACCCUGUGGCAGAGCUCUGGGCCCUGGGGCCCAGGCUGGCAGGAGCUGCUGGUGACCACUGGCCGCAUCCGGGACGACUUCCGGGUGACCUUCUCUGCCACUCGAAAUGCCACCCACAGGGGCACCGUGGCCUUGGACGACGUGGUCUUCAGGGGCUGUGGGCUGCCCGCUCCCCAGGCACACUGCCUCCUAGGGCAUCACCACUGCCAGAACAUGGGCUGUGUGGAGCCCCACCAGCUGUGUGACGGGGAGGACAACUGUGGGGACAGCUCGGACGAGGACGGACCGGCCUGCCGCCACCACACGGCCACAGACUUUGAGACAGGCCUGGGCCCGUGGAACCCCUCGGAGGGCUGGGCCCGGAACCACAGCGCCGGCGCCAGGCCCGCAGCCUGGCCCCGCCGCGACCACAGCCGGAACAGCGCGCACGGCUCCUUCCUGGUCUCCGUGGCCGAGCCCAGUGCUCCCGCUGUCCUCUCCAGCCCUGAGUUCCAAGCCUCAGGCGCCCACAACUGCUCGCUAAUCUUCUAUCACUACCUGCAUGGGUCCGAGGAUGGUUACCUCCAGCUGUUCCUGCAGACCCAGAGCCCGGGCUCCCCCCAGGGCCCCGUCCUGCUGCGCAGGCGCCAUGGGGAGCUGGGGGCCGCCUGGGUCCGAGACCGGGUUGACAUCCAGAGCGAGCACCCCUUCCGGAUCCUGCUCACUGGGCACACGGGCCCGGGCGGCGUCGUGAGCCUGGAUGACCUCAUCCUGUCGGACCACUGCCAGCCAGUCCCAGAGGGGCCCAGCCCGCCUGUUGGACUCUGGGCCCCCGCCCCCCAGCCCCAGGACUUCUGCGAGCCAGGACAUCUUUCCUGUGGGGACCUGUGUGUCCCCCCGGAGCAGCUCUGUGACUUCCAGCACCGCUGCCCCUCAGCACUGGCUACCGUUCCAGGCAGCACAGACUUCGAGCCCCCCACGGCCGGGGGCUGGGAGGAUGCCAGUGUGGGGCGGCUGCAGUGGGGGCGUCUCCGCGCCCAAGAGAGCAGAGACCCUGGCUCGGAUGCCGGCGGCGCUGCUCCUGGGCACUUCCUGUCCUUGCAGAGGGCCUGGGGACAGCUGGCGGCAGAGGCCCGGGUCCUCACUCCUCCCCUGGGCCCCUCCGGCCCCCGCUGUGAGCUCCGCAUGGCUUACUAUUUCCACAGUUACCCCCAAGGCUUCCUGGCCCUGGUCGUGGUGGACGGCAGCAGGCGUGAGCUGGUGUGGCAAGCCCCGAGCGGCAGCAGGGGCUGGAAGGUGGACACAGUCCUUCUCGGGGCGCGCCGCCGGCCUUUCCGGCUGGAGUUUGUUGGCCUGGUGGACUUGGACGGCCCCGGCCAGCAGAGAGCUGGAGUGGAUAAUGUGGCCUUGAAGGACUGCAGCCCCGUGACCGCCACGGAGAAGGACUCAGAGGUCUCCUGUAACUUUGAGCGGGACACUUGCGGCUGGCACAGCGGCCACCUCACAGAUGCCCACUGGCGCCGGAUCCAGAGCCAUGGCCCCGGGUACGACCACACCACGGGCCAAGGUUACUUCUUGCUCCUGGACCCCAUGGACCCCCCGGCCCGGGGCCCUGGUGCCCACCUGCUCACCCAGCCCCAGGCCCCAGCAGCCCCUCAGGAGUGUCUCUCCUUCUGGUACCACCUCCACGGGCCCCAGAUCGGGACACUGCGCCUGGCAGUGAGGCGGGAAGGGGAGCCAGAAACCGUCCUGUGGUCACGGACCGGCGCCCAUGGCAACCGCUGGCUCGAGGCCUGGGCCACCCUGCACCACCAGUCAGGCUCUGGCGCCAAGUACCAGCUGGUGUUCGAGGGCCUCCGUGACGGCUACCACGGCACCAUGGCACUGGACGACGUGGCCGUGCGGCCCGGGCCCUGCUGGGCCCCCAGGCAGUGCUCCUUCGAGGACUCGGCCUGUGGCUUCUCCAGUGGGGGCCAAGGCCUCUGGACACGCCAGGCCAAUGCCACGGGCCACGCCUCCUGGGGCCCCCGCACUGACCACACCACAGAGACGGCUCAGGGGCACUACAUGGUGGUGGACACGAGCCCACAGGCCCUGCCCCGUGGCCACGUGGCCUCCUUGACCUCAGAGGAGCACCCACCUCUGGCCCAGCCUGCCUGCCUGAACUUCUGGUACCACCUGAGCCUCAGAAACCCAGGCACCCUGCAGGUCCACGUGGAGGAGGCUGAGAGGCAUCAGGUGCUCAGCGUCCGUGCCCACGGAGGGUUUGCCUGGCGCCUGGGAAGUGUGGAUGUGCAGGCUGAGAGAGCCUGGCGGGUGGUGUUUGAGGUGGUGGCCGCCGGCGUGGAGCACUCCUAUGUUGCGCUGGACGACCUGCUGCUCCAGGACGGGCCCUGCCCCCGGCCAGCUUCCUGUGACUUUGAGGCCGGCCUGUGUGGCUGGAGCCAUCUUCCCUGGCCCGGCCUGGGAGGGUAUAGCUGGGACUGGAGCAGUGGGGCCACACCUUCUCGCUACCUCCAGCCCCCUGUGGACCACACUCUGGGCACAGAAGCAGGCCACUUCGUUCUCUUUGAAACGGGCGUGCUGGGCCCAGGGGGCCGGGCAGCCUGGCUGCGUAGCCAGCCUCUGCCCCCCACCAAGGCCUCCUGCCUCCGCUUCUGGUACCACAUGGGCUUUCCAGAGCACUUCUACAAGGGUGAGCUGAGGGUGCUCCUCAACAGCGAGCGGGGCCAGCUGACCGUGUGGAGCACGGGCGGGCCCCUGCGGCACCAGUGGCUGGAAGGCCGGGUGCAGGUGGCCAGUGCUGAGGAAUUCCAGGUCGUGUUUGAAGCCACUCUAAGCGGCCAGCCAGCCCUGGGGCCCAUUGCCCUGGACGACGUGGAGUAUCUGGCUGGGCAGCACUGCCAGCCGCCCACAUUCAGCCAGGGGGAAACGGCACUGGCCACGUCGGUGCCAACCGUGGUCGGCAGCACCCUCCUGGCCCUCGUCCUCCUGGUGCUGCUUGGACUCGGGGGACGGCACUGGUUGCAGAAGAAGGGGGGCUGCCCGUCCCGGGGCGAGACGGCGGCCACGGCCCCGGGCUUCGACAACAUUGUCUUCAAUGCGGAUUGCGUCACCCUGCCAGCUUCGCUCUCUGGCCACCAGUAG